Rattus norvegicus (Norway rat) is the source of this 6361-nucleotide messenger RNA. NCBI's taxonomy places the organism in Eukaryota, Metazoa, Chordata, Mammalia, Rodentia, Muridae. The record is from RefSeq and is a predicted model, not a curated record.
CACAGGGUACCUCAUCUGGGCAUGGGCUUAUUUUUAGGUUGAGGGUUACCCAGAUUAGUGGGGCCCCUCCUCAAAGCCGAGCUCCUGACCCUUCUCACAGUCACCGGCACCCAGCCUGCUCCUGGGAUUCCGAAGGGCAGAGCCCACUGCCCGCUCCGCCUGUGCCUCCGGACGCGUCCGGAAAGUUACGAACAGAUCGGUGCUUUCCUCUCGGUAGUAAACGCAGGUUCGGCGGUUUCCGGCCCAGCUUCGGCAAGUUCCGCCGGCGCCGGUCGGAAAUGGCCGCCGGCCGGCAGGGGGAGCGGAGGAUCCGGCGCGGCCUGGGAGGCUUGCAGCCGGCGGCCAGAGCGGCUUGUGGGAAGCGGACUUUCACUCAGGCAACAGCGGUGGCUCGUCCCUGACUGGAAGCCGGUAGGAGUCCGAGCAGCAUGCAAGCCUGAGGACCCGGGCAGGGCAGGAAAGGCUGGUGGGAAGGACCGGGCAGCCUUGAGCUUGCGGCCGUGGCGGGCGGAGGCGCGAGCGGCAGUGCCUGGGAGCUGCUACGGCGGCACAGCCGGGAGAACAAGCACUGAUGACCAUUAGUUCAGGCAAUCCUGUGCUGAGGCAUAUGCGACUACAUAAGCCAGAGAGAGGAAGAGUGCUGCCAGGCCUGAUUGCUGGUAGUGACCUGGAGGACGGGGCUGGCAUUUCAAACGGCCAGUUGUUUUUCCCAGUCACUGCAUAACUUAUAGAAGCUAUGCAUACCGGCUAGCCAACAAAGCCAAGGAACAAAAGCUAUGGCAGUUGAAGCGGUCCCUGGGAGUCUAGGGCUUUUCCCCUGGAUUUUAACACCACGGAUCUCUUUCUUUUCAUCCCAUCAGCAAUGUGGUACCUCCUCCUAUUUGAUGACAACAGCCGAUACUUAGGAUUUAGAGACCAAGUUAGAGACCUGAGCCACAGCGAGGAAAAUGAAAUUCCCAUUUUAUUUGGUGCCUUGUGCAGGGAGCACACUGAUCCCUCUAGAACCUUGUGUGUGAAAAAGAGGUCGAGUUUUGUCAAACAGACUCAUGGUUAUGGCAAGUGAUCCGACGUGACCAGAGUGGGCAAGAGCCACAGUGAACUCAUGACAGGCUAUACCAUGUUGCGGAAUGGGGGAGUGGGGAACGGUGGUCAGACCUGUAUGCUGCGCUGGUCCAACCGCAUCCGGCUGACCUGGCUGAGUUUCACGCUGUUCAUCAUCCUGGUCUUCUUCCCCCUCAUUGCCCACUAUUACCUCACCACUCUGGAUGAGGCAGAUGAGGCCGGCAAGCGCAUCUUUGGCCCCCGGGCUGGCAACGAGCUCUGUGAGGUAAAGCACGUCCUAGAUCUUUGUCGGAUCCGCGAGUCUGUGAGCGAAGAGCUUCUACAGCUAGAAGCCAAGCGGCAGGAGCUGAACAGCGAGAUUGCCAAGCUAAACCUCAAGAUUGAAGCCUGUAAGAAGAGUAUAGAGAACGCCAAGCAGGACCUGCUGCAGCUCAAGAAUGUCAUUAGCCAGACAGAGCACUCCUACAAGGAGCUGAUGGCCCAGAACCAGCCCAAACUGUCACUGCCCAUCCGGCUGCUCCCUGAGAAGGAUGACGCUGGCCUUCCACCCCCCAAGGUCACUCGGGGUUGCCGGCUACACAACUGCUUCGAUUACUCUCGUUGCCCUCUGACGUCUGGCUUUCCUGUCUUCGUCUAUGACAGUGACCAGUUUGCCUUUGGGAGCUACCUGGACCCUUUGGUCAAGCAGGCUUUUCAGGCUACAGUGAGAGCCAACGUUUAUGUUACAGAAAAUGCAGCCAUCGCCUGCCUGUAUGUGGUGUUAGUGGGAGAGAUACAAGAGCCCGCUGUGCUGCAGCCUGCCGACCUUGAGAAGCAGCUGCAUUCUCUGCCACACUGGAGGACAGACGGACACAACCAUGUCAUCAUCAAUCUGUCCCGGAAGUCAGACACACAAAAUUUACUGUACAAUGUCAGUACAGGUCGGGCCAUGGUGGCCCAGUCUACCUUCUAUGCUGCCCAGUACAGAGCUGGCUUUGACUUGGUUGUGUCACCACUUGUCCAUGCCAUGUCUGAACCCAACUUCAUGGAAAUCCCACCGCAGGUGCCAGUUAAGCGGAAAUAUCUCUUCACUUUCCAGGGUGAGAAGAUUGAGUCUCUAAGAUCUAGCCUUCAGGAGGCCCGUUCCUUUGAGGAAGAAAUGGAGGGUGACCCUCCGGCCGACUAUGAUGAUCGAAUCAUUGCCACCCUCAAGGCCGUACAGGACAGCAAGCUAGAUCAGGUGCUGGUAGAAUUUACUUGCAAAAACCAGCCAAAGCCCAGUCUGCCUACUGAGUGGGCACUGUGUGGGGAGCGGGAAGACCGGCUAGAGUUACUGAAGCUCUCCACCUUCGCCCUCAUCAUCACUCCCGGGGACCCGAGCCUGCUUAUCUCAUCUGGCUGUGCAACACGGCUCUUUGAAGCCUUGGAGGUGGGAGCUGUGCCUGUUGUCCUUGGGGAGCAGGUGCAGCUUCCGUACCACGACAUGCUACAAUGGAAUGAGGCCGCCCUAGUGGUGCCCAAGCCUCGUGUUACAGAGGUUCACUUCCUGUUACGAAGUCUGUCAGACAGUGAUCUGUUGGCUAUGAGGCGGCAAGGCCGCUUUCUCUGGGAGACCUACUUCUCCACCGCUGACAGUAUUUUUAAUACCGUGCUGGCCAUGAUUAGGACUCGAAUUCAGAUCCCAGCUGCUCCCAUCCGGGAAGAGGUAGCAGCUGAGAUCCCCCAUCGUUCAGGCAAGGCAGCUGGUACUGACCCCAACAUGGCUGACAAUGGGGACCUGGACCUGGGGCCGGUAGAGACAGAGCCGCCCUAUGCCUCACCUAAAUACCUCCGUAAUUUCACUCUGACUGUCACUGACUGUUACCGCAGCUGGAACUCCGCACCCGGACCUUUCCAUCUUUUUCCACACACACCCUUUGACCCUGUGCUGCCCUCUGAGGCCAAAUUCCUGGGCUCAGGGACUGGAUUUCGGCCCAUCGGUGGUGGGGCUGGGGGCUCUGGCAAGGAGUUCCAGGCAGCGCUUGGAGGCAAUGUCCAGCGGGAGCAGUUCACAGUUGUGAUGCUGACCUACGAGCGGGAGGAAGUGCUCAUGAACUCCCUGGAGAGGCUCAAUGGCCUCCCCUACCUGAACAAGGUAGUGGUGGUGUGGAACUCUCCCAAGCUGCCCUCGGAGGACCUUUUGUGGCCAGACAUUGGUGUCCCCAUCAUGGUUGUCCGUACUGAGAAGAACAGUUUGAACAAUCGGUUCUUGCCCUGGAAUGAGAUAGAGACAGAGGCAAUAUUGUCCAUCGAUGACGAUGCCCACCUCCGCCAUGAUGAAAUCAUGUUCGGGUUUCGGGUGUGGAGAGAGGCGCGUGAUCGCAUUGUGGGGUUCCCUGGCCGGUACCAUGCGUGGGACAUCCCUCACCAGUCCUGGCUCUACAACUCCAACUACUCCUGUGAGCUGUCCAUGGUGCUGACGGGUGCUGCCUUCUUUCACAAGUAUUACGCCUACCUGUAUUCUUAUGUGAUGCCCCAGGCCAUCCGAGACAUGGUGGAUGAGUAUAUCAACUGUGAGGAUAUCGCCAUGAACUUCCUUGUCUCCCACAUCACACGGAAGCCCCCCAUCAAGGUGACAUCGAGGUGGACUUUUCGAUGCCCGGGGUGCCCUCAGGCCCUGUCCCACGAUGACUCUCACUUUCAUGAGCGGCACAAGUGUAUCAACUUUUUUGUCAAGGUGUACGGCUAUAUGCCUCUCCUGUACACACAGUUUAGGGUGGACUCUGUGCUCUUCAAGACCCGCCUGCCCCAUGACAAGACCAAGUGCUUCAAGUUCAUCUAGGGCCUUGCCAGUUCUGAGGAGAAGACAGUGAGCAGAGUGAGGGGAGUCACCCCCAAGGUUCCCAAGGUGUUGAAGGUCCUUGGGGACAUCGUGGGGCAGGGCCCAGGCCCUUUGCUUGGAGAAGAGCAGGGAGAGUAGAAAGGGAUGGCUGUCUUUAUUUUGAAGUCAGCCGCACUGGGCCUGGAAUCCUGGUCAGCAGACUCAGGGCACCGACUAAUGGCGAACACUGAGGACUGUUCAUGAGCCCGGGACAGCUGGUUCCCGGUUUUUAAAUUCAGAACAGCAUUUACUAUUUAAAGAGAGAGUUUCACAUCUGCCAUCCAAGGCUUAUUUAUAUGUGCGUAUAUGUACACACAUAUGUGUAUAUACAUGUAUAUGCACGCACACACACACACACACACACACACACACACACACACACACACACACACACACACACACAUUUUGGUGGGUCAGGGUGCACCUGAAGUUUCUGCCAAUCUCUCCAAGGGAGGGACCUACCCAGCCAUGUAUUAGAGAGGGUCCUGGCCCUGCAUUACCUGGACAGUCAUUUGCGGCCCCACCCUCCUGGGGACACUGGCUGCAGAAGAAAUAAGCGGGAUGGCCCUGGCCUAGGCUGGAUCUCCUGACCCAUUCCAGCCUCUUCCCAAUGCCUCCAUGCUGCUCUCACAGCUUCUCCUGCUGGGGGCUGCACAGUGGGGACCGGCGCGCUCCAGACGCUCUGAAGGGUUGGAAUCAGUCAGCACUCACGUGUCACCCGGCUUCCAUUCUUUCUUGUGUUUGAGAAAGAAUGAGGAGGCAAACAGUAAGGCAGAAAUGAGACCUGUACUUAGCCCACCCUCUGGGUGACCCUGGUGCAAGGUGCAGGGUGCUGGUGGUUGGUUCCCAUAGUACUUGUCUCUCUCAGAGGAGACAGCAGGAAUUUAGCAGGCUGGCUGGGAGCUCAUCUGGUGUAGAACCAGCCUGUGUCCUUUGAGGCUUCCAGAGUCUUACUGCAAGGCAUGCGCCUUGGAAAGAACACCUAGGUGAAAUUCACCUUCCCUCUUGUGUCUAGACUUCCAUCCUGUACCUGUGGGGUUUAGACCCCAAUGCCAUGUUGGCUAUAGGAAGCCCCGCCUUCAAGGUCUGGGGUGUGCUAGAACCUGGAGGCUGAUUUGCUGGGUGAGUCCUAGUCUGCGGUGGACGUUAACAGGCAUUCACCCCAAGUUACCACUUUCCAUGGCUGUUGAUGGGCUGAAAGUGAAGUAAGCUACCUUGGGGCACAGUGGCCGUGGGAAACUGUUGUGUCAGGGAUUCGGCCUGCGACUUGUCCCCCAGCCCCAGCGACUGAAUCAGAGCUCAGUCUGUCCUGGUCAUGCACCUGCCUUAAGCCAGUCCCGUCUUCUUAGGCCCUGACUGUGUGCUGCUGCUUGGGGUCCUCUCUGCCUGCUGUCCUGACUUCUCUCUAGAUCCCUCCUGCAGUGGGGCUGGCACGGCCCCUGGGAGCCCCUCAGCCCAGCAGGGCCAGGCCGCUGCAGAAUUUCCACUGAGUCUUCUGGAACCUCAUACCAGGGCUGCCGGGGACAUUUGGUUCUUGGCAACUCAGUGAUGGAGUGUCCUUCCCCGACCGUCUGUCCUCUCACCAGUCCUUGUAGCAGUAGCCCUCUUCCCUCAGGGGAGCCAAAGAGUGUGGUGUUUUUUGCGCUGAAUAUGUGGCUGCUGUUUUAUCUUUUUCUUUCCUUUCCCAGUAUUGGGAUGGAAGCCAGAGCUGUGGGUGGACUUCCUGACAAUCGCUCUGCCACGAGCCCCGUCCCUGUCGUCUUGUUUCUUUCCAUUGAGAGGUUGUAAAUGGUGCUGUGGCACCCAAUAAGAAAGUCCGUCUCUGUGGUAGGACCCCCUUUGUGGGGCACUAAAAGCUAUGGCUCCCCCAUGGGUAUCACUGAAAUGCGUUUGCGGGAGAGCAAUGUCAGAGUGUCCAAUGGGAUAGCACCUCUGAGCCUGGUGGGAACGCUGACUGAAGGACCCAGCAGCAAGCAUGGACAGCGAUGACUGCACCUGAGGGACUCUGCCGAGGCAAGAAGCAGAGAAAGUUGGACCCUGCUUGUGAUUUGGGUUGGGUUAGGGGACACGCUUGGAAAUGACUGUGCCAGUACACGUGUGGGGAACCUGCUUGGUGUUUGAUGCUGCUCAUCAUGGUCACCUCCUAGUGCGUAUUCCUAACAGGUCACACUCGGCUAGUCUUAGCUCCGGUGCCAGGACAGCUUUGUUUUCCAGUUGCUCUUUAUCUUGAGGUCCAGGGCCACCCACAGAGUGACCGUCUCCUAGGGUGCCUCCAGCCGGUGGACCACCUCUAAUGCUCCUGUCUGGGGUGGCCUUGUUAGCGAACAUGGAGCUGGGGGUGGGGCUGCCCGGGGUGGCUCUGAUAACUUGUCCAUCUGUCUGCCCCUUCCAAACCAUGAGCACAAAGGUCUUACAUUGGAUUUUUGUAAAAAAACAAAAUAAAUGGAGACUUUAACUCAA